AUGCAUGCGGCUGCGCUGCUGACUGCGCUUAACAGCGGAGCACUGUGUCAUCAGCAGCAGCAGCAGCAGCAGCAGCAACAGCAGCAGCAGCAGCAGCAGCAGCAGCACAGCAGGUGCGGCGGCUGCAGCGAGACACAUGGAGAAGUCUCGCGAUUGCUUCUUGCUGCACGCAGCAGCAGCAGCAGCAGCAGCAGCAGCAGCAACAACAGCAGCAGCAGCAGCACAAUGAACGUGCAGGAGGAGCUGCAGCUGCAGGAGUGGGUGCUGCAGCAACUGGAUCGCCAGGCGCCUCCGCAGCAGCAGCAGCAGCAGCAGCAACAGCAGCAGCAGCAGCAGCAAGAGAAGCAGAGAGAGACCUGGCGCAAUGAAGACAGCAAUGCCUCAGUGCGAGAGCGUCCGCAGCAGCAGAAACAGAAGCAGCAGCAAAAGCAGCAGCAGCAAAGAAAGCUGCAGCAGCAGCAGGUGAAGCAGCACCAGCAGCAACAAAAACAGAAGCAGCAGCAGAAGCAGCAGCAACAGCAGCAGCAGCAAAGCCAGCAGCAGCGUAAGCAGCUUUCGGAGAAGCAACAAUGGCUGCUUGGAGAGCAGCAGCAGCAGCCACAGCAGCAGCCGCAGCAGCAGCAGCAGCAGCAGCAGCAGCAAGACUCUGCUGAGAAAGGAGCAGCAGCAGUUUCUCUCCCCUCUAUGAUGCUGCUGCGUCUGCAGAAGCACCUGGACUUUCUGGAGGUUUGUAUUUCCUUUGGGCGUCUGCUGCGGCUUCUGCCUGUCUCCUCUUUCUUUCGUGCUGCUGCUGCUGCAGCAGCAGCAGCAGCAGCAAACCCAGCAGCAGCAGCAGCAGCAGCAAGGCGACCCUGUCCCUGGGUGGUGACGAGCGAAGCCCCUCCAUCCUACCCUUGUCUCCAGCAGCCGAAGAAUUUCUCUCUCUGCAGCAGCAAACACAAAACAGUUCAAUCAGCAGCAGCAGCAGCAGCAGCAGCAGCAGCAGCAACAGCAGCAGCAGCAGCAGCAGCAGCAACAGCAGCAGCAGCAGCAGCAGCAGCAGCAGCAGCAGCAGCAGCUGUUUACGCCGGCAGUCGGAUCCCCUUGAGGGGAAUGACAGCAGCAACAAAAUGCGGCGCCUUAACUAAGCAGCAGCAGCAGCAGCAGCAGCAACAGCAGCAGCAGCAGAUAUUGCUCAGCAGCAGCAGCAGCAGCAGCAGCAGCAGCAGCAGCAGCAGCAGCAGCAGCAGACGUGAGGAUACAUAUUCAUCGACAGCAGCAGUAUGUGGGGUGCCAGCAGCAGCAACAGAAGAAGAGAUAGAAGCAACAAGCAGACAAAUAUGUAUACAUAAGCGCUUCUCUAUCCCUGACUCUAUCCGGCUGCAGCAGCUAUCUGUCUCCUCUCUGCGUUCUCUCUUUCCUUCUUCUUUCUCUAUACCGAAUGAAACCCUUAAACAGCUGCUACUAACACCCCCUGCUGCUGCUGCUGCUGCUGCUGCUGGUGCAGCAGCAGGAGGGGGAGAGAAAGAACAGCAGCAGCAGCAGCAGCAGCAGCAGCAGGAAGAAGAGCAGCAGCAGAUACGUGUUGCUUUCAUUGAUUUCCCGUCUGUCGAUGCAGCAACUAAAUUUAUAAAGGCAUGCAGGGGGGACGUGCUGCCGGUGGGGGGUGUUCUUUGUCCUGUUCUGCUGCUGCAGCAGCAGCAGCAGCAGCAGCAGCAGCAGCAGCAAGAUAGUAGAGAAGGAAGUACAGCAGCAGCAGCAGCAGCAGCAGCAACAGCAGCAGCAGAAACUUCUCCUGCUGCAGAAUGGAUCUGUCGUUACUGCGGCGCCCUAAACACCAACAACAGCAGCACCAGCAGCAGCAGCAGCAGCAGCAGCAGCAGGAGCAGCAGCAGCAGCAGCAGCAGCAGUUGCUGCAUCAAGUGUGGGGCGAAGGCGCCGCGGGAGACAGCAGAGGAGACAGCAGAGGAGACAGAAGGGGGCUGGGGCUGCGGUGGACCAGUGGACCCCUCGCCCUUUCUGGUGGUCUCUGAUUUGCUGCUGCUGGAUUGGGGUGAGCUGCUGCGGUGUCUGCGUCGGCGGCUGCGCCGCAGCAGCAGCAGCAGCAGCAGCAGCAGCAGCAGCAGCGGCAGCAGCAGCAGCAACGACAACAACAUAGAAAUAAUAAAUAAUUAUUUAGUGUUAGAUGCUGCUGAUGCUCUGAGGCCCGAUAGCUUCGGGGUGCUGCGGUUGGGGUGUAUGUACACUGCUGCUGCUGCCUGGCGGCUGCUGCAGCAGCAGCGACACACAGAGCUGGGGGGCCGUCUCUGCUGCAUGCGCCCCUGGCUCAUGAGUAAGGAACAAGCCAAGCUCUGGCUAGAAAUUAUAGCAGCAGCAGCAGCAGCAGCAGCAGCAGCAGCAGCAGCAGCAGCAGCAGCAGCGGUAGCGGCAGCAGCAGCAGCAGCAGCGGCAGCAAACUCGCAAAAGGAGAAUAUGUCUUCUCUAUGCAAGAUAUACAAGAUGUAG
Messenger RNA from Eimeria mitis, 2484 nucleotides. RefSeq lists its product as uncharacterized. The coding region runs from base 1 to 2484 and encodes 827 amino acids. The transcript is spliced from 4 exons. Gene Ontology annotation, molecular function: ice binding. Gene Ontology annotation, cellular component: nucleolus; nucleoplasm. NCBI's taxonomy places the organism in Eukaryota, Apicomplexa, Conoidasida, Eucoccidiorida, Eimeriidae. The record is from RefSeq and is a predicted model, not a curated record.